UUAUAUUAUACACGACCAGAAGAUAUUCAUCGACCUGCUAUACGGGAUUGAUGCAUACAGAGGCAAAUGAUUUGGGAGGGAAAUAGAUAUUCAAAAAAAAAACCCACUACGCCACCACUACACACUAUAGAGAAAAAAAAAAAUCCCCUAGAAUAGUUGUCCCCUUUUCGCACUACAUUGCCUUCUUAAUUAUAAGACGUCUCCUCUCAUUACUACUUCAUCAAUUUCGUCCCAAGAUAUUGAUCAGUCAGUCUUCAUCUUCUGAGAGGCAAAGAGCAAGAUGGCUGAGUUUGUUUAUAGAAGUGUGAUUCUGUUUGUAUUAGUCUUUCUCAUUCUGCAGUCUAGUGGCUCGCACGGGCAGAUGCUGCCCGCGAUUUUCGUGUUCGGGGACUCUUUCGUCGAUGUUGGGAACAACAACUACCUCCCGCUUUCAUUAGCAAAAGCAAAUUUCCCGCACAACGGAAUCGAUUUCCCCAGCCGGAAAGCGACUGGAAGGUUUAGCAAUGGCAAGAACAUCGUCGAUUUGCUAGCUGAGAAGGUGGGGUUGCCGAGUCCUCCGCCUUACCUAUCUAUCGACUCAGACUCGAGUACAUCAUACCUUUGGGGUGUCAGUUUCGCUUCUGGUGGGGCAGCAAUCUUCAAUACCACGUCAAAUCCACUUAAUACGCAAUCAAUACCUCUGUGGCAGCAAGUGGAAUACUACCUAAAGGUGCAUGAUCACCUUACGAAGCAACUAGGAUCUGCCCAUGCUCAGAAGCAUCUAUCGAAGUCUCUGUUCUUCAUUGUGAUCGGAAGCAACGACAUCCUUGCCUACUCCCGAUCCAUCAAUCAAAAUAUACCCCCAAAAAAGUACGUCAACCAGAUGACCACCUUGCUCAAAGCCAAGUUAAAGAUACUACAUACUCACGGCGCACGUAAAUUUAUGGUGGUGGGACUGCCUCCGGUCGGGUGCUGCCCAGCGCAGAGGAUUCAGAACGAGACCAGAGGCUGCAGGGAGGACACGAAUACCUGGACCGUCAUGUACAACGAGGCACUGGAAUCAAUGUCAAAGGAGCUGAAGUCGGAGCUGAAAGACAUGAGCUACUCCUACAGCCACACUUAUCCUCUCAUACAUGGUUUCAUCCAAGACCCUGCUUCUAAUGGGUUUAAGGAGGUGAAAACGGCCUGUUGUGGGCUCGGCAACCUGAAUGCCCAAUUCCCGUGCCUGCCAACUUCAACGCAUUGCUCCAACAGGACAGACCACUUGUUCUGGGAUCUAUACCAUCCCACUGAAGCAGCCAGCCGACGGUUCAUAGACAAUGUCUUUGAUGGCCCUCCACAGUACACUUCCCCAGUAAACGUACGGCAGCUAAUUGCCCUUUAAGUUAAGCAACAGAUUACUACUCAUCACGUCUAAGAUUGUGUUGUUGUAAAGUGGAGAUACAAAACUC
Messenger RNA from Punica granatum (pomegranate), 1430 nucleotides. The record is from RefSeq and is a predicted model, not a curated record. Lineage: Eukaryota; Viridiplantae; Streptophyta; Magnoliopsida; Myrtales; Lythraceae.